AUGGGAAUGCUGCUCGCCCAGCUACUCGCAUGUUGUGGCCAUCGCUCAAUGGCGUUGCCUCAGUUCUCGCUCGUGUCCACCUGCUCGACGACGCUUCAGACACGCACACGGGGGCUUCGUCGCCGCGGACUGCUGAGUGAGAACAUCGUUACCAGGUCCAGCAUAGACUUUCUCCUUGGCGACGCUGACCCUGACCUCGUACACGUGCGCGCGCUGCCUCCCGCGAGGACGUUUGUCCCAGAGCUUAACCGCGCGAGAGAAGAUAUGGCGAUUUCUGCUCAGUUUGGUGUCCACUACGCGCGCAUGGAGGUUGAGGGCCAGCCUCGUACUGGCUGGCCGGUCGAUCUUCGGACUGCAUACUGUCCCUGCAAAUACCACUUUAAAAUGGGGUACUGCUCCCACUUGCUGUUUGCUCAGCAGUCACGAAGCGUUGUGGAUGAGGCUGGCGAGGAAAUCCUUGUGAACAGGAAGCGCGUUCAAAAAGCUGGACGCCCGCAAAAUAUCGGUCACACUGUGCAGCGUCUGUAA
Messenger RNA from Phytophthora infestans T30-4, 528 nucleotides. RefSeq lists its product as uncharacterized. Lineage: Eukaryota; Oomycota; Peronosporomycetes; Peronosporales; Peronosporaceae. Bases 1 to 528 code for a protein of 175 amino acids. The transcript has a single exon. The record is from RefSeq and is a predicted model, not a curated record.